UCGCCUCUUCACAAAAAAUUUAUCAACCACUUAGAUAGCUAACUCAUCAACCCUAGUUUUAUAUUGAUCCUUGGCAAUGGCAUCUGCUAUGACUGGGAGGGUUAUGGCUCUUGUUGCUUUGCUUGUUGCAAUCAAUGCAAUAGUGUGUGAAAGUAGAGUGGCAAGAAAGGACCUCGGGUUGGACCUUGGUGGGGUGGGAAUUGGGGUGGGUGCUGGGCUUGGAAUUGGCCUUGGCGGUGGGGGCUCUGGUGCAGGUGCAGGUUCGGGCUCUGGCUCUGGUUCUGGUUCCGGCUCUUCAUCUUAUUCAAGUUCUGGUUCUUCUUCUUCCUCAUCGGGAUCAGGCUCUGGAGCAGGUUCCGAAGCUGGUUCCUAUGCAGGGUCCCAUGCUGGCUCAGGGUCCUCCAGAGCUGGGUCAGAAGCAGGUUCAUACGCAGGGUCUCGUGCUGGGUCAGGAUCAUACGGUGGUAACGGAAAGUAAAGUCAUGCAUGAGACGGUGAAAGGAAGAUAUUAUGGUGUCAUUGUUAGUUCGGUAGUAUAUCGUGAGUCAAAAAAAUAAGGUCAUGUCUCCUUUGCAUGUGUCCAUCUUUUCUUUUUGUUUUGUAUAUGUUCAAUAAAGUAACUAUGGCUAAUAAUUUCUAGUGCUUGUCCAAUCAUCAUCACUGUCUGUUAACUAAGAAAAGAGAGAUGGCUAUGUUUGUAAUCUUAAUAUUUUAUUUUAUAGUAAAUUAGUUUUUAGAUUAAUUAAA
This is a messenger RNA of Vigna angularis (adzuki bean), 747 nucleotides long. RefSeq names its product glycine-rich cell wall structural protein 2. Bases 77 to 478 code for a protein of 133 amino acids. The record is from RefSeq and is a predicted model, not a curated record. The transcript has a single exon. NCBI's taxonomy places the organism in Eukaryota, Viridiplantae, Streptophyta, Magnoliopsida, Fabales, Fabaceae.